Ziziphus jujuba (common jujube) is the source of this 531-nucleotide messenger RNA. Its product is annotated as receptor-like protein 33. Bases 1 to 531 code for a protein of 176 amino acids. The transcript has a single exon. Gene Ontology annotation, molecular function: protein binding. NCBI's taxonomy places the organism in Eukaryota, Viridiplantae, Streptophyta, Magnoliopsida, Rosales, Rhamnaceae. The record is from RefSeq and is a predicted model, not a curated record.
AUGAAUUUGUUUGAGAUCAUCUUAACAAUCUUCACUUCCAUUGACCUCUCAAAUAACAUGCUCGAAGGAGAAAUUCCCAGUAGCCUAGGAAAUCUGCGGUCUUUAGUUGUGCUCAACCUGUCCAGCAACAGUUUUACAGGCAUUAUCCCAUCAUCUCUUGGAAAUAUGGGUGACCUCGAAUCGUUGGAUCUUUCUAAAAACAAGCUUUUUGGUAGAAUCCCUCAACAAUUGACAAAACUUACAUUCCUCGAGUAUUUAAAUCUCUCCCAAAAUCGACUCAUAGGCCCAAUACCACAGGGCAGACAGUUGGAUACAUUUUCAAGUUCCUCUUUUAAAGGAAACCCAGGUUUAUGUGGCCCUCAGUUGUCAAAGAAGUGUGAAAACGUUGACACACCAAUGUCUUGUCCAAGCAGAGAACUGGAAUCCAAAGUUGGUUUUAGUUGGGAAGGAAUAGCGAUUGGAUAUGGAUGUGGACUAGUGGUUGGACUGAUCUGCGGACAUGUCACCCUCUCAAGGACGAAUUGGUUUUGA